AUGCUUGGGGACAUUGGUCGACAUGGUGAUGGGCAUGCAUACCGGAAUUUCAGCAGGAUGCAUAAAAAAGUGAGCGUCUUGGAUACUCAGAACUUCACUCAAAACAACAGGACACAGGGCAUAAUGGAAAAAUCACAGUGGGACCUCAAACACCUCAGGUUACAGCGAAGGCGUUUUACACGUCUUGACGACCUUGUACUACGCUACAAGACAAUGCAUGAUGCUCUCCUGAGAGAAUAUUCAGACUCCAAAGUCAUUUCAAAGAAAAGAUUUAAAGUGGACAUUGAAAAAUGGAAAAAAAAAAAACACUCUCGCAAAGGGAUUUAUGUUCGCCCAUUUACAAGUUUCACAGCAACUCCUCAGUCUUUUAAAGACAUCAACACUGUGGCUUUGUGUGUCGUUGGGAAUGUAACACAAGUGUCUCCAACUGCAAAAUCAAAAUGUGACUCUCAGCUUACCUGGUUAUGGAAAAAUAGAAGCAGUGAGGCAAUAGUUUCUCAAAUAGCUUCACAGGUCCAAGGAAACAACUUUCUGAUCCGUCAUAGUGAUCUGCAGACCCUGAAGCCCCACAAAUGGCUUGUUGGAGAGGUUAUUGAACCCCUACUACAGAUCUGGGCAAGACAAUUCAACCUGGAACAAAAAAUUUUCAUACUUUGCCAUUACACAGCAACUGUGAUGCUGUAUGGUGACCGUCAGGCUGUCAGACGUCACGCUCUACGCAAAGUGGACCUUGGACAAUAUGAGGGAAUCAUUUCAUUUGUAAAUGAGAACCAGAACCACUGGAAGCUCUUAUUUAUAAACCCUUCACAAAGCACUGUGUACUUAUUGGACCCUGCUCCAGUGUCAACGGAGUUGGCUGCAUCAUGUCUCGCAGCAAGACAAGUCCGAGACUUUUUCAAUAUGCGUCGGAACGUGUAUGGAAAAAGAGACUGGGAGUCUGUUACAUGGAAAGGAGGACAGAUCAACCACCCAACUCAGAAGGAUGGCCACAGUUGUGGAGUCAUUGUGGCAAAGAUGGCAAAAGCAUUGCUAGAGACAUUUCCAGCAAUUCCGACCAUCGAAUUCCCCACUGGCCAAUCCGAAAUGGCGGAAGAAAGGCGCAGAUUAGCCUCAACAUUACUUGAGGCAUCUGUGUUUGACGAAGAAAAUUCCUGUGGGAUGUGUGCAGGGAAUAAGCCGCCAACCCUACCCCUUUUUCCAGGGGGAAAAAUUAACUGGAUACAAUGCAGCAAGUGCCAGAAAUGGUACCAUGAAGAGUGCCUGACGUUAAACACCCGGGUGCGGGCCAAAGCAAUACAGCCAGAAACAUUAUGGCACUGCUGCCUGUGUAAAAAAUAA
Messenger RNA from Knipowitschia caucasica, 1338 nucleotides. NCBI's taxonomy places the organism in Eukaryota, Metazoa, Chordata, Actinopteri, Gobiiformes, Gobiidae. The record is from the annotation of a GenBank genome assembly.